Lingula anatina is the source of this 5016-nucleotide messenger RNA. RefSeq lists its product as uncharacterized. The record is from RefSeq and is a predicted model, not a curated record. Gene Ontology annotation, molecular function: calcium ion binding. Gene Ontology annotation, biological process: cell-matrix adhesion. NCBI's taxonomy places the organism in Eukaryota, Metazoa, Brachiopoda, Lingulata, Lingulida, Lingulidae.
AUGUGCACAGGUAAACCAGGCAGGUGCCCGGGAGGCCUUAACCAACUCACUCAGAGCUGGUCAGCCAACCCUACACAAAUCAUAGAUCAACUGGUGGUCCAGUGUUACCAACUGGCAUUUCCUGAAGGUUCGGGCAUUGUCUCGGAGACCCCCAACUGCUGUUACUACACCAACACCUCAGCCAAUGGAGCUCUGGCCAUGGCACUGGUGUCGGAUUGGAAAUUUAUGAAUGGAGGGAAUAUCUAUCGCAGGUUUAAUCCGAGUACUUCCCAGGGUCAGGCUGAGGCAGCGGCGUUCACCCACUGUUGUAUUAGCAGUACUGUGCAUUGUAGUGAUUUCCUACUGAAGAGACCCAUGUCUGAUUCUUCUAGUUUUGUGCCUCCUGGUCAAGCUCUCUCUGCUGGGGACCCCCAUGUCACCACCCUGGAUGGUCUCGGCUUCUCAUUCAAUGGCUACGGAGAGUACACCGUGGUCACGGGCAACCAUUUCACCCUGCAGGGCCGCACCGCCCUAGCAGUGACAGACACGCCCCCUGCCCGAGCCACCGUGUUCAACUCGUUUGCUGCUAAACAGGUGGUGCCAGGGGGCACUGAUAGUGAUGUGGUGGAGCUCAGGCUGAAUUCUACCACAGGGAGCGAUAUUGAUGUCCUAGUCAAUGGAGUUAUCCAGAAUGUAGACUUCAGUAGCACUCAGCUCUAUAACAAAGUCAGCGUCACCAAGAAUGGCGCAGAAUACUCUAUGGUCUUCUCGUCUCAGGUCGAGGUGAAGACUUCAGCAAGUUUCAACAUGACCACCAUCUCUGUAGCUGCUCCUGCUAGCUGGAAGGGAACUCUUUCAGGUUUACUUGGUAACUUUAAUGACAACCCUGCUGAUGAUAUCAAGUUUUCCAAUGGCACACAGUUGCCAUCCAACUCAACUGAAGAAGAACUUUACUAUUGGGGUCAAACUUGGGCAAUUGAUCCUGCCCAGUCCCUGUUUACUUAUGAAAAUGGUGUGACAGCCCAGACUUAUGGAAAUGACAGCUUCACUCCACUGUUUUUCAACUUGGACACCAUGUUUGCAGACAAUGCAACUAAGUGGUCUGCCAUCAGUGCAUGUGGUGGUAUGGCCAACCUGAACAGAGAAUGCGUGUACGACAUCGCCCUGACUGGAAAUGAGGCUGCUGGUGUUGCCACAGCGAGCUCUCAAACACAGUUUGCAGAGGAGAAGGCUGCCGUAGAUAACUUCCCGCCCACCAUCAACAACAACAACACAGUACUGUACCUGGUUGCAGGACAGAACAUGGCCAGUAACAUCACCAUCAGUGCACAGGACCAGAACCCUGCUGAUACUGUCUCAUUUAGCCUGGCAUCCCCUGUGCCAACUGGAGCAGUGAUCAGUAGCAGUAGUGGGGAACUUGCCUGGAGCAGUGUACCCACCACCCUGACCUCCAAUACCACCCUGAAGAUCAUAGCCUCUGAUGGCAAGGCUAACACUGCCCUACUGCCUAAACUCUUUUACUGCAAGUGCCAGAAUGGAGGCACAUGUAAAUUCAACAUUGAGAGUACAGACUUGUUCACAGAGGUGCCCUGUGAGUGCCCGUCUGGUCGAGAGGGGAACUACUGUGAGAGGGACAUAGAUGGCUGUGCUGAUAACCCAUGUUUCACUGGUGUGGCGUGUGUGGAUGUGGCUGCACCAGGCACUGGGUUCCAAUGUGGUCCGUGUCCCCUGGGACUGGUGGGAGAUGGCUCUGUGUGCUCAGAUGAAGAUGAGUGCCUUAAGACCCCGUCCCCAUGUGCCCAGUCCUGCAGUAACCUGCCAGGCAGCUACCAGUGCUCUUGUGGAACUGGAUACAUCCUGGGGCCUGAUCUCACCACUUGCCUGGAUGUUGAUGAAUGUUCACGAGGCACCCACGACUGUGGCUCCAAUGCUGCCUGUAACAACACAGUGGGUUCUUAUAUCUGUACCUGUAAUACUGGCUAUACUGGCCUUGGGACAACUGGACAGUGUGAUGAUAUAAAUGAGUGUAGUGCCAGUCCCUGUCAAGCCAAUGCUGUGUGCACCAACCUUGUGGGCAGUUACAGGUGUGAUUGCUCUCUGGGAUAUGAGCUGGACCCUCUUACUGGACAGUGUACUGAGAUUGAUGAGUGUACCCGUGACAACACGUGUCAGCAGACAUGUACUGAUGGUGUGGCUACGUAUACUUGUGGUUGCAACACUGGAUUUGUCAUUGACACCACAGAUCAGGUCACUUGUAUUCCUGAGCAGCAGUGUAACAGUGUCCAGAAUGCCACCUGUGACUACACUGGGGACGUGGCCCCACUUUGUGCUGUCAUACAGGGAGAGGUGACAUGUAACUGUCCACCCAAAUAUACGGCUACUGCUGACAAGAAAUGUGUUGACAUAGAUGAGUGUUCUGGUUCCCACCUGUGUAGGCCAGCCUCUGUGGCUAGCUGUGUGAACACUGUGGGAGACUACACCUGCAGCUGUGGGGCUGGCUACAAACUGGAUGUAGAUGGGAGGACUUGUGUUGAUAUUGAUGAGUGUACUGAGCUGUCCAGUGGGAGCCCCAUGCACAACUGUGACCUGACCCGUGGCUACUGCAGUAAUUCAGUGGGCAGUUUCUCCUGUGGCUGCAAUGCUGGCUACAAUCUCAAUGCCACUGGAAAUGGUUGUGAAGAUAAGAAUGAGUGUGCUUCUCCCACCACUAAUGACUGUAAUGCUGACUAUGCCAACUGUACCAACACCUUGGGUAGUUACACCUGCACUUGCAAGACAGGCUUUACUGGGGAUGGUGUCAUCUGUGCAGAUCUAAAUGAGUGUGGUCUAGCAACCCGUGGUGGCUGUGCCCAGGGAUGUUCCAACAGCAUUGGUUCCUACAGCUGUUUCUGUGGCAACGGCUAUUUGCUGGAUGCCAAUGGAUUAACAUGCAAUGAUUAUGACGAAUGCAGUCGUGAAGCAGACAAUGGCUGUUACAGCAGUCAGUAUUGUUCCAACACAGUGGGCAGCUACACCUGCACCUGUCCAGUGGACUUUAUCCUGUCCUCUGAUGGAAAGACUUGUACUGCUGCUAACCAGUGUGCAGCAAAUCACAACUGCUCUCACACCUGUGCCAGACUCAGUGGUAAUGACACCUGCCAGUGUCCCAAGGGAUAUGAACUGGACGCCUCUGGCAAGAAUUGUACAGAUAUCAAUGAAUGUGCCUCCAACACUACCCACGGGUGUUCAGCAGCCAACAAUGUGAUAUGUGUCAAUGAUCCUGGAACCUACCACUGCGUCUGCUCCAAUACUUCUCUGUACCAACAGGUAGAGGCCAGAAAAUGUAUAGACAUUGAUGAGUGUUCAUCAGGAGGGGGCGCCACAUGUCCUGCCUUUUCCACUUGUGUCAACCUGUCACCAGGAUAUCGCUGUGACUGUCAGGCAGGAUAUAACAGCACUGGGGGACUGUGUCAAGAUAUUGACGAAUGUACCUCAGGAACCCACAACUGUCACCCAACCCUAGGUCAAUGUACCAACACUGCUGGUGCCUACACAUGUGCCUGUAUCUCUGGCUACUCUGGGGACGGCAUCACCUGCUCCGACGUAGAUGAAUGUGCAGCCGCUGAUGCAGGAGGUUGCGAUGUUGCUCGUGGUCGCGGUACAUGUGUGAACUACGCUGGAGGAUCUAACUGUACUUGUAUAUCUGGGUACAGGCUGAAUGCUAAUGGAAAGACUUGUGAUGACUUGAACGAGUGUGACCCCAGCAAUCCACAACAUGACUGUGCCCAGCUAUGUAACAAUGUGCCUGGUGGCUUCACAUGUGGUUGUCAACCAGGAUUUGCUCUGGCUGCUGAACAGAGAAACUGCACUUUACUUGCAGAGUGCCCAGCUAACAACACCUGCAGUGACUUGUGUGCCAUGGUACUGGGACAGAGCAUCUGCUCCUGCAGAAAUAACUUCUACAAACUCUCCUCUGAUAACCAGACUUGUGUUGAUGUGGAUGAGUGCACUGACAGCUACCCAUGUGUUGGGAACAGCAGUACAUGCUUAAAUACCAAUGGUGGCUUCUCCUGCAACUGUACCAAUGACUACAUACUUGGAGCUGACAAGUUGACUUGUGCUGAUCGUAACGGUGGUCUUACUAGCUGGACUAGCUGGGGAAGCUGCAGUGUCACAUGUGGUGGUGGAACCCAGUCCCGCACUCGUUCCUGCACCAACCCAACUCAAGCUGGCAAUGGCCUUCCAUGCAGCGGACUGACCAGUGAGACUCAACAGUGUAAUACGGACUCUUGUCCAUUGAGUCAAGCUGAGGAGGAUUAUGGUGUUGUUGUGACAAUCUCUGGAGUGACAGUGGCUCAGCUCACAACAUCUGUCCAGGACUCUAUUCUCUUGAAGGUCGUUGAAGCAUUGAAUUCAUACUGUAUUAUUGAAGGGAAUUUUGCCACAUGCUGUCCUAAUAGUGGAACUAGGCAGAACACCUCAGCAACCAACCUGACCUACACUAACACAAGCUAUGUCCAGAUGGGAGCUGGGUUCCCCAGGGUGAACUCUGCUGAUAACACCAAGGUAGACCUCCUGAUUGUGGCCAAGGCUCCACUGGACAAUGACGUCUGUGCUCUGGGAAGUGGUUCUCAGUCUGGCAGGAAGAAGAGAGGAGUGACGGUAAAUAGUGGUGUGGAAUUCGCCUUUCCCCAAGCCUCUCUCACUGCCUUGGUGCAGCAAUCUUCCACACAGAGCAGCAUUGUCACUGCCAUUGUUGCAUAUUAUCCUACUGCUACUGUUUCUGUUUCACAAGUCCAGACUGCUGCUGCUGCAUACCCAUCUGUUGUUACUGUUGUUGUUACAAUGGCUACUAAUAAUUUGACUACUACCAUGAAUUCCUCCAUCACAACAGAGGGUACUACACCAGUCAAUACAGGCACUGAGGCCUGGGUUAUAGCAGUGUCAGUGGUAGGGGCCAUACUGGUGGUCUUAGUGGUCAUCAUAGUGGUCCUGGUCAUUCUGAAAAAACCACAGAAAGUUUCCAAUUCCAGUGGUGAGCUCGGGGCUGAGACAUAG